Molecule: messenger RNA, 638 nt
Organism: Plodia interpunctella (Indianmeal moth)
Lineage: Eukaryota; Metazoa; Arthropoda; Insecta; Lepidoptera; Pyralidae
Exons: 4
Coding region: 96-410 (104 amino acids)
Source: RefSeq, a predicted model, not a curated record
CUGCCGUCGCCAACAUUUAUAAAAAGUCAUGCCUUUUCAAUCAGUUAUUAUAACUUUGUCAGUGUAUCGUCAACUACACGAUAAUAAACAACAAAAUGAGAAAUCUUGCAUUAGUUCUUUUGGUCGCUUUUUUCUUCAGCUUUGACAACGGAAACGUCAUGGCUCAGUCAGAAUUGUUUCGGUUGACAAUUCCUGAGAUUCCGACGAUCGAAAUACCAAAAUUUAUCCCUAUCGAAAUUCCACAAUUAAAUCCAGAAGCUAUGAAAGAGGAGAUCCAGAAUUACAUGCCCAAAAAUGGAAGCAAUUAUAGGGGUAUCUAUGUCGAUACCUACUCAAAUGGACAGAACACAACCACUACAGUCAUAGAGAACAGUAACGGAAACGUCACUGUAUUCAGUAUUCCAAAUUGAUUGAAAUGUUAAAUACAGUCAACAGCACAUCGAUGUCGCGGUUAUAACAAGUUUGCAAUGAAUUUGGGCAGCUUAAUGUGCUGUUGACUGUGUAUUUUUAAGCACAAUUACUAUUAAGGGUGGCUUUAACUUGCCCAGAAAAAUGCAAAUUACGCCAUUUUGUCUAAACGUCAGCGGCGCGGCGCGGUAUCUAAACUCAACUAUAAAAAAUAAAUCUAAUGAGUGAUU